Acanthisitta chloris (rifleman) is the source of this 309-nucleotide messenger RNA. RefSeq names its product cardiotrophin-like cytokine factor 1 (gene CLCF1). The annotation marks the transcript as partial. NCBI's taxonomy places the organism in Eukaryota, Metazoa, Chordata, Aves, Passeriformes, Acanthisittidae. The record is from RefSeq and is a predicted model, not a curated record. The transcript has a single exon.
CUGGACGGGCAGGUGGGCACCGCCGAGCUGCGCCACCGCCUCACCCACUUCUGUGCCAGCCUCCAGGGCCUGGUGCUCAGCAUCGGUGGCGUCAUGUCCUCCCUGGGGUACCCCCUGCCUGCAGGGCCCCCCACGCCGCCUGGUGCCCCCGCAGGGGCUCCCAAUGACUUCCUGAAGAAGAUGGAUGAUUUCUGGCUGCUGAAGGAGUUGCAGACCUGGCUCUGGCGCUCGGCCAAGGACUUCAACCGCCUCAAGAAGAAGGUGCCGCCUGCUGUGGUCACCCUGAGGCUGGAGGCAAGGGGGUUUUGA